CCUCCAGCCCUCUUAAGCAGGGCAGCACCCUGCCGGCCAGCCCUGCCCCGUGAUGGAGAAAACCACGGUGCUAAUCACAGGCUGCUCCUCCGGCAUCGGCCUGGCGCUGGCGGCACGGCUGGCGUCUGACGCUGCCCAGAGGUUUAAAGUGUACGCCACGAUGCGCGACCCGGCCAAGGGCGAGCGGCUGCGGGAGCGCCUGGGCGGCUGCCGCGCCGACGCGCUGGAGGUCCUGCAGCUCGACGUCACCAACCCGCGCUCGCUGGCCGACGCCGCGCAGCGGCUGCAGGGGCAGCGGCUGGACGUGCUGGUGUGCAACGCCGGCGUGGGCCUGAUGGGCCCCUUGGAGACCUGCUCCGAGCAAGCCAUGAAGAGCGUCUUCGACGUGAACCUCUUCGGGGCCGUCCGCACCAUCCAGGCCUUCCUGCCCGCCAUGAAGCGCCGCAGGGCCGGGAGGAUCGUGGUCUCCAGCAGCAUCGGGGGGCUGCAAGGUGGGAGAGUCCUGCCCCACGGGCUGCCCUGCCGAGCCGGGUCCCGCCGGGGAGGGGCCCGGCUCUCAGGGCGCCGCUCUGCCCCAGGGGUGCCCUUCAACUCCGUGUACUGCGCCAGCAAGUUCGCGGUGGAGGGCCUGUGCGAGAGCCUGGCCGUCGUCCUGCAGCCCUUCAACGUCCACGUCACGCUGGUCGAGUGCGGCCCCGUCAACACCAGCUUCCUGGACAACCUGCAGCGCCCGGACCCCGAGGGGGCCGAGCUGCAGGGCCUCGAUGCCGAGACACGCGGCCUCUACCGCCGGUACCUGCGGCACUGCCAGAGCCUCUUCCGCGAGGCCGCCCAGGACGUGGAGGAGGUGGUGCAGGUGUUCCUGGAGGCCCUGAGCAGCCCCCGCCCGCCGCUGCGCUGCCUCACCACCCAGCGCUUCGCCCCGCUCGCCCGCCUGCGCCUCGGCAGCCCCGACGGCUCCGACUUCCUCCGCGCCAUGCACGCCUUCGUCUUCGGCGGCGAGGAGGCCUAGGGGGGCCGGAGCCCCCGCGGGGGCCGCGCCCGCGCCGCGCCGCGCUCUAAUAAACCCCC
This is a messenger RNA of Rhea pennata, 1071 nucleotides long. RefSeq names its product hydroxysteroid 17-beta dehydrogenase 1 (gene HSD17B1). Gene Ontology annotation, biological process: estrogen biosynthetic process. Gene Ontology annotation, cellular component: cytosol; cytoplasm. Lineage: Eukaryota; Metazoa; Chordata; Aves; Rheiformes; Rheidae. The record is from RefSeq and is a predicted model, not a curated record. The coding region runs from base 53 to 1012 and encodes 319 amino acids. The transcript is spliced from 5 exons. Gene Ontology annotation, molecular function: estradiol 17-beta-dehydrogenase [NAD(P)+] activity.